AUGCCGAAUGCACAGCAAGAUCCUAGAGAAUCAACGCCUCCUAGGUCGUCCCGAGAGUCGAGACGAGAAGCAGCCCAUUCUACGCCAGAUGAUCCCAGCAAAGUCUUACAAGCCCGGAUCAGCCCAGCGGUGGAACGUGGGCCUUUGGUUGGCAAUGCGUUCAAUAGACCUUCGCAGAGAAAACAAGUCCUCGAUGCCUCAUCUCAUCGACCGCGCGACAUUGGUCUUUUUUCUUCAUCGCUCCUCGAAUCGCGCGUCGACAGUCACGACCACGACCGACCCUGUUCGGCCCUGGCUCUGCACCCGGCGGAGUCAACGCACUCAUCUCCCAUUUGUCCGGCUCUGCACCCAUGCCGUAGUGUCGACAAGAUGCAUCACAGGCAAGCUUCCCUUCAACCCAUACCGGAGCGCCAACGACGAGACCUGGCGCUCGAGAGCAACAUCAGCCCGACCAGACCCCUUCGUCUUGGUCAACGAGCCAGCAUUGGCAAAGAGCUGCACAGCGAAUCCUCUGAUACAGAUGACGCGGCUGAACAUGAUCCGCCGGGCAGUUCUGGCCGCAUAUCCCGGAGAUCUUCUCGGGACGUACGAAGAAGCAGCUGGACGAGCGCCAAGCUGUCUUCGCCGCAAGGCUCGGUGGAUGAGCGUUUGCUCCAUCGCAAAUCUACACUCUCUGUUCUCUCGAAUACACACUCUUGCUCUCGUACCUGCGAUCUGAUGAAGCCCAGCGCUUCGAAUGCUACCCUGCACUCGCGUAUCGAAUGCCCACCACUCGACGAGCACACAGAGUCAGGUUCGCGCUCACAAGCAGCACUCCUCUCGGCUUUACUGGCCGUGGGAGAUGCUGAAGUGGCGUUGCGCCAGGCUCGCGAGGCUCUUGAGACCGCCUUCGCCCAUGGACAAGCACAAGCCAGCUCGGAGGUGCCUCGCAGCCAAAGCAAGCCAUGCUCAUCCACCACAAAUGGCUACUCUUCGUUGAGAGAUGUGCUCUCCAUGCCUGCGAGCACGUCCACCAGCAGUACAAGCCCUGACGUAAUUACGCAGCAAAGCCAGCACGAAGUCGACCACAAAGAUCCGGCAUCUCCGCAGUCCUCCGCUGCUGGUUCGACGCCUCGAGUCGUUAAGUCUUACGAGUCUCUCAGCUCAGCAGCGGUUUGUGGUCAAAACGCUUCGUCCAGCGUAGGCAUCGUCCAAUCUUGUGAGCGCACACAAGCCAUUGAAGGUCAGUUCGCAGCAUCCGUCGCGUCGCCGACCGUCUUGGCACGUGCUGCAUCGCUCCUUGAACGACGCCAAAGAGAACGGGUAAAGGCUCAAAAUGCCAUGCUUGAACGCUUCGGUAUGGGAGCAACAUCGUCUGCAAUCGCAGAAGAAAUGGAGAAUUUGGCGCCGGCAUCUGAGCAACGCAAGACUACAGCCGAACGUGAAUCUGCUGCUUUUCACCCCGGCUCUGCGCAGGUGCCGUCCCUGCUUGCUAUCAAACCACCCAAACGCAGACCGCCCCACACAAACGAUGCACCGGCGCGCGAAGACCCUGACAGUGACUCCUCCAUUUACAGUAUCGGGCCCGACAGCGGUCUUGCAACUGCACGUAUCACAGAAGCUCUGGCUCGCGCCGCUAGCAUCACACGAAGGGGUCAAGAGCACCAGCUUGAAGCGCAAAAAUUCGAGAGGCAGGGUGCCGAUGGCGCAGAAAUGACUGACGGUCCAUCGCUCUCUGCCGCGAGCACCGAAGAUGAGGGCGCAAUGAUCAGCGCUUCUCUGACCCCGCGAGACGCUUCCGACAUCUCGCCAAGGCAAAGUCCAAGCAAGACUGAAAAUCGCGAGAGCACUUGUCCGACACCAUCACGAAGACACUCCAUCAACGUAUGGUCCCCCGCAUUCAAUCCGCACGAAUCACCUCACCAAAUCGAAGGUCAUCACUCGCCAGUCUUUGGAUUUGAACUGAGAUCAGGUAGGAGCAGCAUGUACAGCCUGAGCGCGCUUUCAGCUCAUACACACGCCAAUCGAGCAUCGAUACGCCUGUCACAGAAUUUCAACGGUACGGCAGACUCCGAUCUCGGCAUCCAGCGAGAUUCCAAUCUAGUAGCUGGAUCAGCCACGACGGGCUCGGAUCUAGGCACCGUGCUGAGCUUGAAGGGAGAGAAGCCCCAUCAAGGUCCCCUUGACACCGUGUGCGAUGCCAGCCCUAGAAGCGCUCAGGCGCCUGCGAGCUCGGAAAGCUUGGUUGACGACGACUCUGGUACGUACAUGGCUGGAUAGCAAAUCGAACAGCUUAGGGAGCAGUGGGCGUGAAUGACAGCUGACGUAUCAAAUUGUUCCACACAGCUGAAAAGCUGCCAGCAGCCCGCGCAGAUCUGCAAUUUGGCCAGUCGCGCCCGUCCAAGGCGAGUCUCGAGAGUGCAGAGGAUCUGGAGGGCAGCAUUCCUGAUGAGUCGGAUCAAAGCAUUCCGGAUGCGGCUCUCUUCAGGCCACAUGAACUCUCGCAAAUCGUGGAAGUGGACGAGCCCAGCAAGACGAUGUCGAGUCGUCUCUCUGUGACUACAUCCGCGACAGCCGAGCUAUCACGCAGUUUUUCGCGCUCGACUGCACGAAAGGAAGGAAAGCGACAAUUGAGCUGGACGCCCGUGUCUCAAAUUGAAGCUGCUGAUUCCUCUGCGCGUUGCCCUCCGCCUCCCUUGGAGCUCGAGGAGGCGAUGCUGCGGGCUAGCAUUGAGCCCGCCUGGAAGACGCCUCCGGCUUGGGCUCGGCAGGAUCUGCCAUGGGAAGAGCUACGUGUAUGCUACGACACGCACGAGGAUUCAGGCACCGUUGACAGCAUGCAACCAGCACCGAAAGUAGCUAGCUCCCAUGCCGUUCCGUCCUCCGCUCGUGAGAUUAAUGCCGGAGAGCCCGGUGGCCAGGAUGACGAAUCUGCGGAGCACCAGGCGUCGACAACUACACCGCGAAGAGAGUCGAGGCCAGUGACUUCGCUCAUCGACACGACCGGACCUACUCCCGAGUGUGCUCGAGUCCUAGCAGAUAUCAUGGAUGACUCGGAACAAGCACUAGGAGCUGGGCACUCUUCUGGAGUAUAUCACUCUGAGAUCGUUGGCUCUACUUCAGACACUUGUCCUGAAGGCUGGUCGAUAUCAAUGCUAUCGCACUUUGCAGCGCCGACCGGGCUCAAUGAAUCGCACGAGCCUCCAAGCGAGCUGAGAAGGUCUGAUGCAUCCCCGUCCCGCCUCGGUGUCCAGCUGAAGCCUCUUCUUCAGACAAGGGGUCCGGAAAUAUCUGAUGCGGGCGACACACGUGAGAAUAGCCUCGGUCUUUCGACGUCGCAGCUGGUACAGAGCCACUGGAGUUCUGACACUUCAGCGUUCAACAUCAAUGACAGCUAUGGCGGAUUCCAGCUCCGCAGCGACCUUGCCACUCUAG
This is a messenger RNA of Ceraceosorus bombacis, 3414 nucleotides long. Lineage: Eukaryota; Fungi; Basidiomycota; Exobasidiomycetes; Ceraceosorales; Ceraceosoraceae. The record is from the annotation of a GenBank genome assembly.